AUGAGGAAGAUGGGGAAGACAGAUCCACCGAUGCUGACCGGCAAAUUCCUUCGGGUGCUAUCGUGGGAAGAGGCGCGCCAGAGUAGCAGCACGGGAGAAGAUGAAGGUCGAGGAAGAGGGCAAAGACGCGGGGGUGGAAGAAGAUAUGCUUGUGGUCAUCGCCUUCCGAGACGACGGACCGGGCGAUUCAGAUUUCUCUCGUUCCUUGCCUCAAUGACAUGCUCUGCUUCUUCAGCUUGCAGGGAUGAGGAGAGAGCUCUAUUGUUGGCAUGGACUGAUGGCAUGAUCUGUUUGAGGGAGCAGCAGGUAGAAGAAAUCCAAAGCCAAUUUCGCUCAGCUGUAGCGUCUUCCAUUGACAAUAAAACUGCACAGCAGCCUAAUGUGGUAAAGAGAAGGAAAAGAGAACAUUGGAGAAAAAGGCAGCAGGACAGAUUCUCUAAGCUUUCUCAUAUGUUUGAACAAUUAGAAGAUAGUUACAAUCAUUUUUCUCUUGCCUUAUUAAAUCUUGAUGUUAAUAGGCUUUGGAAGAGUUAUAAUUGUGAAGGUGUGUACACAUCAACAACUAAUUCCCAUGAUCCUAUUACAGUUUGUUGUAACGACAAAAUUGAGCAGCUCUUACUUGAGUAA
Molecule: messenger RNA, 627 nt
Organism: Triticum turgidum subsp. durum (durum wheat)
Lineage: Eukaryota; Viridiplantae; Streptophyta; Magnoliopsida; Poales; Poaceae
Source: the annotation of a GenBank genome assembly